GGUGGCAGUGGGGCUGGGCCCACGGGCCGGGCAUUAUGGAAGAAGAUCUGGCUUCUCUGUUCUUCCAGCAGCAGUAUAUGUGCUCAGAGUGUGGGCGUCUCUACAACACUUUGGAAGAGGUGCUGAUCCACCAGGAGGGACACCUAGCAGAACCCUAUGAGCUUCCCGCAGCUGCCACUGCUGUGGACUCCGAGCCCCAACAGGGCAGCCGUUACCAGUGCCUGGAAUGCGGGUGUGUCCUUUUGUCACCAGACGAACUGCUAGCCCACCAAGAAGUUCACCCCAGGGAGGUGCCGAGCCAGCCCCCACCUCCGCCAGCUACCGCGGGACAGAUCCGCUACCAGUGCAAUGAGUGUAAUAAACUGUUUCCCUCCACGAGCCUGUGGCUGGUGCACAGGCAAACACACCUGAAGCAAGAGGCUCCAUGGGAGUCCCAGCUGUCAUCCUGCCCGACAGCUCCUUCACCGCCUGCCCACUUGCCAGUUUUGCAACCUCCCCUACCGUAUUCCCCGCUUUCCUCCCAGCCUGCUCUGCCCAUCCAUCCCUACGAGUGCUCAGAGUGCACCCGUCUGUUCCCGACGCCAGAAGAACUGCUGGAGCACCAAGGUGAGCAUUUCACGGAGAUUGAGAAAGAGAGCGGGGAAGCACCUGAGGCCACGGUGCAGGAGACUGGCAGUCCGCACACGUCCCCAGUGCAAGGCCCCGAGGAGCCUCCCGCAGCAGUUCCCUCUCCUCCGGCCUUCUGCUGCAGUGAAUGCCAACAAGCCUUUAGUACAGCGGAGGAGCUGCGGCGGCACCAACAGGAGCACCUUAGCACCAGCGAGGAGUUUCUGUGCGGCGAGUGCCAGCGCGGCUUCACCACGGCCAAGCGGUUGUUAGCCCACCAGCGGGUCCAUGUAGAUGGCACCUACGAAUGCCCCAACUGCAACAAGAUCUUCAAGAAGGCAGCAUCCCUCGAGCAGCACAUGCGUAUCCACAAGGGGGAGGCGCUCUACCUCUGCAUGGACUGUGGGCUGGGCUUCUCCACCGAGAUGACCUUGAUCGUGCACCGGAAGAGCCACACGGCCAACCCCCUGCACCGCUGCCACUGCGGCAAAACCUUCAGCAACAUGACCAAGUUUCUCUACCACCGUCGCACCCAUGCUGGGAAGAGCGGGGUCCCCCCUGCUCGCGGGGCAGGAGAUCACGUAGCCAGCCAGCCUCCUGAGCCUCUGCCCGCCACAGAAUCUGCUGUGAAUGGCUCUUCCUCCUCAUCUCCCAGCACAGGGACUGCCAUGGAGGAGGCCAGCGCUGGCUUCCUGUGCCCUCAGUGUGGAAAGGUGUUUUCCACCCACAUCCGGAUGGUGCGGCACAAACGGGUAGUUCACGUUCUGGAGCGCAAGCACAAAUGUCCCACAUGUGGCAAAAAGUUUAAGAAGCUGGUGCACGUGCGCAACCACCUGCGGACACACACAGGGGAAAGGCCUUUCCAGUGCUCAGAGUGUGGCAAGACUUUCGUCUCCCAGGCGAACCUGGCCAGACACCACGUGACACACACUGGAGAGCGCCCCUACCAGUGCCAGGUUUGCGACAAGCGCUUCACCCAGUCCUCUAACCUUCGCCAGCACCGCCUCUUGCACGCAGCCCCCAACGGCGAAGGGCCCCAGUCAGCUGUGCAGACCACAAAUGCAGACUGCUUGGCCUUCCCUUGUCCAGACUGUGACAAACGCUUUCCACGCCGUCACCUCCUGGAACUGCACCGACUUAGCCAUUCUGGGCUGGAGCCACAGCGCUGCCCAGACUGCGGGGUUCUUGUUGUGUUGACUUCCAAGUCACAGGAUCACCGCUGCGGCAGGCGCCGGAAGCAUGCAACAGCACAGUUUUACCCCUGCCUGUUGUGCGGCAAGUACAUGGGCUCCUUGGCAAAGCUGGCCAUGCACCAGAUGGUCCAUUCGGGCCAGCGCCCUCACCUCUGCCCGAUUUGUGGGAAGGCCUUCACCACUGCCAGCGGGCUGAGCAGACACCAACAGCGCCAUGCUGGCCUGCGGCCUCACAAGUGCCCCAUCUGUGGCAAGAGCUUCGUCGCGGCCUCCGGGCUGCAGCUGCACCAGCGUAUCCACACAGGUGAACGCCCUUUCCCUUGCCCGGACUGUGGCAAGGCUUUCCGACAAGCCACCCACCUGCAGGAACACAGGCGCCUGCACACAGGGGAGCGCCCCUACCUUUGCCCAGACUGCGGCAAGGCCUUUGUGCAGUCUAUGCACUUGGCUGAGCAUCGGCGCAUCCACACGGGUGAGCGCCCCCACCCCUGCCCCGUGUGCCCCAAGACCUUUAAGACACUUUCCAACCUACGUAGUCACCGCAAGACCCACACGCAGCUGGUGGUUGACCAGGGUGUGCUCCAGUCGGCUGGGUCCUUCGCGGCGACCUGCCAGCCCACCCAUGCUAUCAUGUGUACGGAAUUUGGGGAGACCAUUGCGAUCAUAGAGAGUGCCGAGCCGCUCCCCUUGGGGGGAACAAUAGAGAUUUAUGAGGCUACUCUUGAAGGCAACAUCCAGGUUAACGCCUUUGUAUAG
Euleptes europaea (tarantolino) is the source of this 2555-nucleotide messenger RNA. RefSeq names its product zinc finger protein 526-like. Bases 36 to 2555 code for a protein of 839 amino acids. The transcript is spliced from 2 exons. The record is from RefSeq and is a predicted model, not a curated record. NCBI's taxonomy places the organism in Eukaryota, Metazoa, Chordata, Lepidosauria, Squamata, Sphaerodactylidae. Gene Ontology annotation, molecular function: DNA-binding transcription factor activity, RNA polymerase II-specific; RNA polymerase II cis-regulatory region sequence-specific DNA binding. Gene Ontology annotation, biological process: regulation of transcription by RNA polymerase II.